CUGGUGGAGGACGUCGCCCACCGCGGCCGAGCGACGCGCUGCCGGUAACAGCCCUGCUGGCGCAGACGGCGAGCGAAACACCGCGCACGAUGGAGGCAGAGGUUCGGGAGCACCAUGAAUGACAAGUACCACAGGGCAGCCCGGGAUGGCUACCUGGACCUGCUGAAAGAGGCGACGCGGAAGGACCUGAACGCCCCCGACGAAGAUGGCAUGACACCGACGCUGUGGGCCGCCUACCACGGCAACCUGGACGCGCUGAGGCUCAUCGUGGCGAGGGGAGGGAACCCUGAUAAGUGUGACAUAUGGGGCAAUACACCACUCCAUCUGGCUGCUGCCAAUGGCCAUCUCAACUGCCUGUCCUUCCUGGUGUCGUUUGGUGCCAACACCUGGUGCCUGGACAACGACUACCACACACCCCUGGACAUGGCUGCCACCAAAAGCCACAUGGAUUGCGUGCGCUACCUGGACUCAAUUGCCGCCAAGCAGACAACCCUUAACCCCAAGCUGGUGGCCAAACUGAAGGACCGGGCCUUCCGCGAUGCCGAACGCCGCAUCAAAGACUGCGUCAAACUGCAGCGCAAGCAUCACCGCCGCAUGGAGCGCAAGUUCCAAAAGGAGGCCACCGAGGCCUCCGUCUCUGAUGCCAUGAGCUUCUCCAGCUACAGCAGCAGCACCCUUAGCCGAAAGCUGCACCACUUUAACACUGCCACCAGUGUGCCAUACUCACAGGCUACCCUCCAUGCCACAGCCAGGGGCAAAACAAAGAUCCAGAAGAAGCUGGAGAAGAAGAAGCAGGGCGAUGGGACCUUCAAAAUCUACGAAGAUGGCAGGAAGAGCGUCCGCUCUCUUUCUGGCCUGCAGCUUGGUAACGAUGUCAUGUUCCUGAAGCAGGGCACCUAUGUCAACCCCAAAGAGCGUGGCCGGCGUAACAUCCGCGACAUGUUCCCACGGGAUGAAGAUGCCAUCUCGCGUGCCAUCAGUGAGCCAGACUUGCACGGGCCUGAUGUGGAUUACUCUGAGAUCAGCACUGACUCAGGCCAUGACUCACUCUUCAACCGCCCAGGUCUGGGCACCAUGGUCUUCCGACGCAACUACGUGAGUAGCGGCCUUUUUGGCAUUGGCGCCCGGGAUGAGGGCAGUUUGGCUGGAAGUGGACGAGCGCCCAAUGUGCGCUUGCGCAGCCGGCUCCAGCGCUCCCCCAGUCUGGACGAGGACAGUAUUGGCAGUGCCCGGAGCCUUCAGGAGAGGAACGUUCAGGAGCUUCCCUGGGAUGAGGUGGAACUUGGGCUGGAUGAUGAUGAUGAGCCAGAGAGUAGCCCGCUGGAGGUGUUCCUGGCUGCUCAGAGCAUGCAUGAGUUCAUCCCCAUAUUUAAGAGGGAGAAAAUUGACUUGGAAGCGCUGUUGCUGUGCUCUGAUGAUGACCUUAAGGGCAUCCAUAUUCCUCUGGGACCCCGCAAGAAGAUUAUUGAUGCCUGCAAGAGACGCCUGGAGACCAUUGAGGACCCCGACAGCAUAGAGGACACCGAGCUAUAGCAGAUACGUAUCUCGCGCUGUUGGACAUCACAGCUCAUGUGAAGCAAGACAGACAGAUACUUGCACUCAGCGAAGAAUUCACUGAAUGGACCUGUGAGGAAUUGCCACUUCUCUGUGGAUUUCAAACAGUACAACAGUGUCCCUUUGUCAUAGGAAUAAGUUUGAAUGUGACAGACAAUAUUACCUCUAUGACUGGCACAUACAGGGAAGUGUGUAGUGACAGCGGUCGAGCCGAAGUUCCACAGUUGCCAUACAUCUACGGGCAAAUCUUUCUGAGAGCCUUGACUAGGUCAGAUGCAGUCAGCACCUCUCUCAGCCCAAUGUGUCUGCCCCUGUGGGGCGUGAGUCUUAGUGCCUGUCUAUUGAAAAUGUCAUUUCCGACAUGAUCUAAAUUUAAUGUUAGGUAUUUUUGAUUAUGAUGUAGCCUCGUAGCAACUCUCAGUUUCAGCUUACAAAGACUGUGUGAAGCAAGCGGCAUGUUUGGUUCGAUUUUAAAAGCAUUUUAGAAAACUUUUUACCACCGUGAAACUUGUAUAUGCUGCCCAAGUGAUGUCUGUCCUUGACUGACCAGUGGUCACUAGUAGACAUAUAGAUGUGGAAAGUCUUGAGGUGU
Messenger RNA from Pygocentrus nattereri (red-bellied piranha), 2146 nucleotides. It is a transcript of the gene ush1ga, whose product is annotated as Usher syndrome 1Ga (autosomal recessive). Lineage: Eukaryota; Metazoa; Chordata; Actinopteri; Characiformes; Serrasalmidae. Gene Ontology annotation, biological process: sensory perception of sound; equilibrioception; sensory perception of light stimulus. Gene Ontology annotation, molecular function: protein binding. The record is from RefSeq and is a predicted model, not a curated record. The transcript is spliced from 4 exons. Bases 115 to 1533 code for a protein of 472 amino acids.